Messenger RNA from Triticum aestivum (bread wheat), 1209 nucleotides. Its product is annotated as protein TsetseEP. The transcript has a single exon. The record is from RefSeq and is a predicted model, not a curated record. Bases 36 to 935 code for a protein of 299 amino acids. Lineage: Eukaryota; Viridiplantae; Streptophyta; Magnoliopsida; Poales; Poaceae.
CACACUUGCAAGUACGUAGCAACACAAGCCUAGCCAUGACGAUGAGGAAGCGCCCCUCCUCGUCCUCUCUUCUCGUAGCACCGCUGCUGCUUAUGCUUCUUCCAGCGUUUGCUCUUGCUGCAGGGAGGCACACCUUGAUCACUAGAGACCCUCUAUACGGCCCACGGGCUAACCCAAAUCCAGAACCACUACCAGGAAAACAACCAAAUCCAAAUCCUCAACCAUUGCCAGACCCACAACCACUGCCAGGACCACGACCAGACCCAAACCCGCAACCACUACCCGAUCCUAAACCUAAUCCAAACCCACAACCACUGCCUGAGCCACAACCUGAUCCAAAUGCUCAACCAUUACCAGGACCACACCCUGACCCAAAUCCACAACCAUUGCCAGGCCAAAACCUGCAACGGUUGAUGAACCCAUGGCCAAACCCAAACCCGCAGCUACUACCAGACCCACGGCCAAACCCAAACCCUCGUCCAUUACCAGGACCGCAGCCUGAUCCAAAUCCACAACCAUUACCAGACCCAAACACAAAACCAUUGCCGGACCCACAACCAAACCCAAACCCUCAGCCAUUACCAGGACCGCAGCCUGAUCCAAACCCACAACCAUUUCCAGACCCAAACCCGAAACCAUUGCCGAACCCACAGCCAAACCCAAACCCUCAACCAUUACCAGGACCUCAGCCUGAUCCAAACCCACAACCAUUACCAGACCCAAACCCAAAACCAUUGCCGGACCCACAACCAAACCCAAACCCUCAGCCAUUACCAGGACCGCAGCCUGAUCCAAACCCACAACCAUUACCAGACCCAAACCCACAACCACUGCCUGGACUGCCGGACCCGAAUGCACAACCAAAACCACCACUUGGGACACAAGCGGAAAAGGAAAAUGUGGAAGCACACAUCCAAGAGGAGCCGCUGGGAUGAGAUGUUCGAGUACAUCAACCGCGCCAGAUAUAGUAUACUCGUGACUUAUAUUGCCUGCUGGAUUAAAUAAGUGGUGUGUUGUAACCCACCACCAUCAAGUCAUUCUGUGCUAUAUAAUGUCAAGAUCAAUCAAGAUUAGGGUAUGAUGCCCAUGUAAAUCUUGUGAUUGUUCUGACUUACUUUUCUGGCUUGUAUGGAUGAUAAUUGUAUGUGUGUGCUGGUUGUACUAUGAUUGUGUGAUGAUAUAUAUUAAAAUUUCUACUUUGUACCUUUA